Ceratina calcarata is the source of this 1813-nucleotide messenger RNA. RefSeq names its product RNA guanine-7 methyltransferase (gene Rnmt). The transcript has 7 exons. Gene Ontology annotation, biological process: 7-methylguanosine mRNA capping. The record is from RefSeq and is a predicted model, not a curated record. Gene Ontology annotation, cellular component: nucleus. NCBI's taxonomy places the organism in Eukaryota, Metazoa, Arthropoda, Insecta, Hymenoptera, Apidae. Gene Ontology annotation, molecular function: mRNA 5'-cap (guanine-N7-)-methyltransferase activity. Bases 194 to 1510 code for a protein of 438 amino acids.
CUCACAGUAUUGCAACUAUUGCAUGGUAGUGUCACUGAACAUUGUUGACGGGAAAGUGUAUGUUUUUUCAUUUGUUGCAAACCAGCGUAUUUGACUAUAAUGAUCUAUGAACAAUCAUUUCAAAUACAAUAUCAUUUAUUGAAAUAAAGGUGAAAUUGAAUAUUUUCUCAAGAAUUUAUAUUAUUUCGAAACAAUGAGCGAGGUUAAAGAGAAGCAAGAAAAGGUGUUAGUCGAGCAGGACGAUGAAAAGAAAUCGCCGAAAACAAAGAGGAAACGUGAAAGUGAAGAGAGAAGUGUAAACUAUGAAGAAGUUAAGAACUCUAGGGGACGAUCUCCAGAUCCAGAACCAUCUAAGAGAUUAAAAUAUGAUACCGAACAAAAUACUAAGGAUGAUACUGUAAGUUCAACUGUUGAUAGUAAUAAGGAAGAAAAAGAAUCGUUAACUGAAGAAGUAUGCAACGACAAUGCAAUAAUAGUAGCGAAACAUUAUAAUUCAUUAGAAAAUAAGAAUUUAGCCCAGAGAAAUAGGAGUCGUAUUAUAUACCUGAGGAAUUUUAAUAACUGGAUUAAGAGCAUGCUCAUAACUAAAUUUGUGGAGGAGAUUAAAAGUAAAAUGAAUCAUGGAUCUCGUAUGAAAGUACUCGAUAUGUGCUGUGGCAAGGGAGGUGAUUUAUUUAAAUGGAAGAAGGCGAAUAUAUCUCAUUUAAUUUGCAUUGAUUUAGCUGAAGUAACUGUCCAACAGUGUCACGAUAGGUACAAAGAUCUGUUAAAACGAAAUGCUUCUCAGAGGAAUUCUCUGUUCUCUGCCGAAUUUAUAACUGCUGAUUGUACGAAGGUACGUCUGAGGCGAAAAUUUGAGGACCCUAGUAUGUAUCUGGACAUUGUCAGUUGCCAGUUUGCAUUCCAUUAUUGUUUCGAAUCGUUGCAACAAGCAGAAUGCAUGAUACAAAACGCGAGCGAAUGUUUAAAGCCUGGAGGAUAUUUUAUUGGAACGAUACCAGAUGCCUAUGAUCUCGUUUCUAGAUGGCAAAAAUGUGAUGGUAAUAGUUUCGGAAAUGAUGUUUACAACGUCGAGUUUUUUUGUGACAAGGAAAAGCCACCAAUAUUUGGUGCCAAGUACCAUUUUCAAUUAGAAGGCGUUGUCAAUUGCCCGGAGUUUCUUGUUUAUCUGCCUGCGUUUAAAAAACUAGCUUUGAAAUUCGGUUUGGAAAUGGUACUGUUUGAAAGAUUCGAUGAUUUUUAUGAUAAUAUGAAAGACAAGGACAAACAGUUGCUCAACAUAAUACAAGCUUUGGAGGUUUAUCCUCCUCGAGAUGGUCCACCUGUUGGUGAUCCCGAUCGAGAUUACCAGCACGCAAAGGAAUAUCUAAAAAUGUAUCCCAAUUAUUCUCAGAUCGGUACUUUAUCUAAAUCCGAAUGGGAAGUUACUUCGUUGUAUGCAGUAUUCGCAUUUAAGAAGAUGAAAACUGUAUGGAACAAGGACGGAGAAGCAGAAUAUGUAAACUCAUAAGUGUACACAUUAUACGUAUAAUUAUGUAAUGUUCAUUUUGUAGCAUAAGAUUAACUUUGGAAAAAAUUGACAAUUCUUAAUUCUACAAACAGAAACUAGUCUGACUAUAGUUGUGUAAAAUAUAUUUCAGUAUGAAUUUUAUCAUGUAAUGCUACACGCACAUAAUGUAGCAGUGUUUUAUAUAAGAAUGAAAUCUUAUAACAUCACCUAUUAAGAUUAAAAUGAAUUGUAUACAAUGUUUCGACAUGUUCCUUAUUCAAUGAUCUAGAAUCUAUGAAGAAAUAAAUAAAUAAAUAUCGUCAG